This is a messenger RNA of Symbiodinium pilosum, 594 nucleotides long. The record is from the annotation of a GenBank genome assembly. NCBI's taxonomy places the organism in Eukaryota, Dinophyceae, Suessiales, Symbiodiniaceae.
AUGGCAGUCAAUGCUCCCACUGCACCCAAUGCUCCUGUCUUCUUGGACAGUGCCAUUUUCGAGCGGCUGGAGCACUUCAAGGAUGUGGGUGUCCCCGCAACAUUGCAGGACCUCAUUGGGCGUGCAACAAUCGCAGACGGUACUUGCCGCGCCGUGGUAUCACCGGGUUCUGGUCCUUUUGGACUGGAUGGCUACGAUUACUGGCAUCACAACCCCGAACGAGUCGAUGCCGUCCUGAAGGCACUUGCCCAAUUGCCCUCCACAUCGCAGCCCUCAAAGUUUGUGAGGACGGCCAAGAAGGAGUUGCCAACUGCCUGUUUCUUCGGCAACCGGACGGAGACCAACUCGCUCGACCUGUACAAGCCAGAUGCAGUCGCCAAAGCCCUCUUCAAUUGGCACCGGGCAAUUUGCGACCUUGAGUGGGAUGAUCCUGCAGAGGAGCCUCAGCAACAGGCCCUCACCACCGGUUUCAUCUGCAUGGCUACUUGUGACACCGCCAAGAUGAAGCUCACAGCUGCAGCUAUGAGUGCUUUCUCGGCCAGCAUGGCAGCAGCGCAGAUGGCAGCCAUGCAGAUCAGUAGCCGUUUUUUUUAA